AUGUACGAGAACUCGGAUGGAUUCGCUGCGAAUCUCGAAGACCAAUCUCGAACAUUCUCUCGAGUGAACAGCGUCAUUCUUUCUCAACAAGCCAGUCGAUUUUCGUUGCCGUUCGAUGUGAAAGAUUUCGAAAGAAUGACUCCGAGAGUCUAUUUGGAAAAAUUCUGCAAAGUAAAUAACCGUCGGCAUGUCUUGUACAAACGUGUUUUUGAUAAACACAAAGAUAAUGAGGGCGAACUACCGUUUAAAUUCCUUUCUGAUGCGCUAGCUGAUGCUUAUAUGCGAACGAUCGAUAUGAAUUACAUCACGGAUGUUAUCAAUCUGCUUGACUUACCGACAAAUACAAAGUUGACACUGUCCGAGUUCGAAGGCAUAGCAGCAUUUUCCGAACGAUAUUUCUUCAAUAUUUUCACUCGGCAAGAGAAUGCAGAACCACAACUACAAAAAGAUGUAUUGGAGAAAUUGGAUUUUGCGUCGAUUAAUUGGAAAUUAAUUGGAGUGAACAUCUCACCUACACUACGACAAAUCUUACGACAUAUUUGA
Molecule: messenger RNA, 543 nt
Organism: Adineta ricciae
Lineage: Eukaryota; Metazoa; Rotifera; Eurotatoria; Adinetida; Adinetidae
Source: the annotation of a GenBank genome assembly